This is a messenger RNA of Iphiclides podalirius (scarce swallowtail), 255 nucleotides long. The record is from the annotation of a GenBank genome assembly. Lineage: Eukaryota; Metazoa; Arthropoda; Insecta; Lepidoptera; Papilionidae.
AUGUCGCCACCAAACAAACUUGGAGAACACAUAUCGUCACAUAACUCAUACUCGGAGGCCGUCCAGCGGAUCGUCAUGAACCGGUGCAAUAAUGAUCGCAGCGCAGCAUCCGCGCGCUAUCUGGAACGGUGGUCGCCCAUCAAAAGGUCGUCAAGCGCGCGCGGAGCCAUAAAAACGCAGGUGUCCCGACAAUGUAACACCACUUUAAUGGAGUCCGGAAUGCGGUCCCUAGCGCGGGCGCGUUUCAGUGACGAA